This is a messenger RNA of Ustilaginoidea virens, 1464 nucleotides long. RefSeq lists its product as uncharacterized. The transcript has 2 exons. Bases 1 to 1464 code for a protein of 487 amino acids. The record is from RefSeq and is a predicted model, not a curated record. Gene Ontology annotation, molecular function: protein binding. NCBI's taxonomy places the organism in Eukaryota, Fungi, Ascomycota, Sordariomycetes, Hypocreales, Clavicipitaceae.
AUGGCAGACGCGGCGCAGAGCGCGCCUGUCCCAGCCGUCGUCCUUCCCAUCCAAAAGAUCCCGCUCGAGGUCCUGCUGCGCAUCAGCUAUCAUCUUACCACCCCGGAGCUGGGAAGCCUUCGUCUAACAUGCCGCUCCAUCGAAAAGUCCCUCCACACGACUUUUGUCAAGGAGUUCUUCACCCAGAAGCAGUUCAUGAUGACCCAGGACAGCCUGCAGGCCUUUAUAGACGUGUCGAGGAGCCGUCUGGGCAGCCACCUGCGCUACGUUCACAUUGGCCUGGACCGGUUCCCCGAGGGCGUCCAGCGUCCCCUGUCCGACGACGAAAAGGAGCGGAAAUACAGGGAGCGCUACGCCAACAACUUCAUGCUGUGGAAUACCGGCCACCACCGCGACAUGCUGGCCGAGGCCUUUGGAAACCUGGAGAACCUCGAGGAAAUCAUCAUACGGGAUUUCAACUCUCGCCGUCGCUCAAGAGACGGCAUGCACGCCGAAUGGCACAGCUACGGCUUCACCACGACCUUCAACGAGACGGGCGUCAGCCUGAGCCAGGGCAUGGCCGGAAUAUGGAACUCGGGCUUCCCGUACCAAUACUGUAGCCAGGUCUUUGCGAGCGUCCUCUGCGCCUUGGGCAUCGCGAAAGCCAGACCCAAGGGCAUCCAGAUCAUGUCCAGGAAUAGCAACCAUUUACGAGACUUUGCCUUCAGCACUCCCGGCUUCUUGGAGCCUUCCGUCGUCCCCAUCAUCCAAGGUCUCGAGAAGCUGCAUCUGUGCAUUGAUCUAGCCUGGCGCUGCCCCAGCAUGGGGCUGUCGCCGACCCAGACAACCACGAACCCCGACCUGUUCAUCAGGAAGUUCCUAGCGCACGCCACCAACCUCAGAAACCUGCGCAUCAACGAGCACCGGAGCAACAACACCGGAAUAGCGGCGCUCCUGGAUUGGAUCGUGGGCGACCCCGAUCCCCCCGGCGGCCCAGACGACGAGCUUCCCGACCUCCCCCGCCCAAUGCUCUCCAUGCCGCAGCUUGAAAGGCUGAGCCUCGGCACCUUGGUCGUCGACGCGCCCCGACUCCUAAAUGUGGUCCGAAAAUUCGCCCCGUCGCUGAAAAGCCUGGAGCUUUGGAAGGUGACCAUGAUUCGCAACAUGCCGCCAGAUGAUACGAGAAACCCCCCCAAGACCAUCUUCUGGACCGCCUUUCUGCAGAAGCUCACCGAGAUUCCCGGGCUAAACCUCUGGCACUUCAAAGCAGGCAUGCUGCAGCAACACUGGGUCGAGAGACCUGUUCCGGCACUUGUAUCCUUCAAGGGACGCGGUCCGGUGCGCGAGUACGUCGGCCCCGACUGGAAGCAAUUCGUCACGGACAUUGCGUCGCUCCUGGACGUUCAAUGGCCCCUGGAGCCCGAGCUGAACGGCGACGAUGACAGCGACUCGGGCUCGCAAACCGACUCGGAGCUGUCAGAAUGA